Lotus japonicus is the source of this 2982-nucleotide messenger RNA. RefSeq names its product CSC1-like protein At4g35870. Gene Ontology annotation, molecular function: calcium-activated cation channel activity. The transcript has a single exon. The record is from RefSeq and is a predicted model, not a curated record. Gene Ontology annotation, cellular component: plasma membrane. The coding region runs from base 274 to 2679 and encodes 801 amino acids. Lineage: Eukaryota; Viridiplantae; Streptophyta; Magnoliopsida; Fabales; Fabaceae.
UUUGGUCUCUGCUGCACAAGUUUGCCGUGGAGAUAACGAUAAAAACAGAAACUCUGUUUCCAUUCCUCCGCUUCUUCUUCCUCCUCUUUUCCACGACCCAAAUUUUCCCCAAAUUCUUCACAACCCUAACCCUAAUCCACUCCAAUUUUCGUUCUCCGGCGCAUCAAGAACCAAAAUUGAGUCCAAUUCGGACUCAAUUCUCAAUUCCCCUCCCUCAAAUCUCAAUUCCGAUUCAAUAAACCCUAAUUCCCGCCCGCGAUUCGUGUCUCCUCGAUGCAGGACACCUUCUCUCCGCCGCCGUCCUCCAGCGACGACGGCGGUGAUCCUUACGGCACCUGGUACGGCAACAUCGAUUACCUUCUCAACAUAUCGGCGAUCGGCGCCCUGUGCUGCCUCCUGAUCUUCCUUUUGGUCAAGCUCCGCAGCGACCACCGCCGCAUGCCUGGUCCCGCCGCGCUUGCCACCAAGCUUCUCGCUGUCUGGCACGCUACCGGCCGCGAAAUCGCCCGCCACUGCGGCGCUGACGCUGCGCAGUUUCUUAUUAUCGAGGGUGGGAGCUGUGCCGUUCUUCUCUCUGUGGCGGUUUUUGCUCUCGUCGGCCUUCUCCCGCUCAACCUCUACGCUGGGACUGCCGUAUUGGAUGAUCAGUUCUCCAUGACCACCAUCAACCAUAUCCAGAAAGGUUCCCCUCUGCUCUGGUUUCAUUUUGUUUUCGCCGUGGUUGUUGUCGUUUUGGUGCAUUUUGGAAUCUCCGCCGCGGAGCAGCGGUUGAGGAUCACUAGGUUUAGGGAUGGUUAUGUUAAUCUGAGUGACCCCAGUUCGGGUUCCACUGCUAUAUUCACUAUAAUGGUUCAGGGUUUGCCCAAAAUUAGAGGAGCUGAUAAGGUUGUGUUGCAUGAGUAUUUUCAGUAUAGGUACCCCGGGAAGGUUUAUAAGGUUAUUGUGCCGAUGGAUCUUUGUGCGUUGGAUGGUUUGGCGAAUGAGUUGUUGCGUGUGAGGGAUGAGAUCUCGUGGUUAGUGGCUAGGAUGGACUCUCGGCUUUUGCCGGAUGAUGAGGAGGAUGGUGCCGGAAGCACGCCCGGGGGAUGGUGGGGUAGGGUGGUUUCUUGUUGGAAACGGUUGAAAGAUGUGUAUGAUGAUAUUAUGGCUAGAUUUGGUUACAGUGAUGAUGAGAGGUUGAGGAAAUUGCAGGAGCUGAGGGCUGAUUUGGAGACUGAUUUGGCUGCCUAUAAAGAAGGCAGUGCCCCUGGUGCUGGUGUUGCUUUUGUUAUGUUCAGGGAUGUGUAUACUGCUAAUAAGGCUGUUCAGGAUUUUCAGAAUGAGAAGAGGAGACGAAUUGGGAAGUUCUUUUCUCUCAUGGAGCUGCGUUUGAGGAGAAACCAAUGGAAAGUUGAGCGUGCUCCCUUGGCCACUGACAUUUACUGGAAGAAUAUGGGGACACCGAAGCAUUCCCUGACGAUUCGGAGGGUGCUUGUUAAUACUUGUUUGUUGUUGCUGCUCUUGUUCUUCAGCUCUCCCCUUGCUGUGAUCAGUGCUGUUAAGAAUGCUGGAAGGAUCAUCGAUGCUGAAGCUAUGGAUAAUGCCCAAACAUGGUUGGCUUGGGUGCAAAGCUCUAGCUGGGUUGCUAGCCUUAUUUUUCAAUUCCUACCCAAUGUUAUCAUAUUUGUUAGCAUGUACAUAGUAAUUCCAUCAGCUCUUUCAUAUCUCUCAAAAUUUGAGCGUCAUUUGACAGUUUCCGGGGAGCAAAGAGCUGCACUCUUGAAGUUGGUUUGCUUCUUCCUUGUGAAUCUCAUUCUCUUGAGGGGUCUGGUGGAAUCAUCAUUAGAGAGUGCCAUCCUGAAGAUGGGCCGGUGCUAUUUGGAUGGAGAAGAUUGCAAGAGGAUUGAGCAAUAUAUGAGUGCAUCAUUCCUGUCAAAGUCAUGCCUUUCCUCACUUGCAUUUAUGAUCACAUGCACCUUCCUGGGUAUAUCAUAUGAUCUCUUAGCACCCAUUCCUUGGAUUAAGAGGAACAUCCAAAAGUUAAGGAAGAAUGACAUGCUUCUGUUAGUUCCAGAACAAAGUGAAGAAUACCCGUUAGAAAAUCAGGACAUAGAUAGUCUUCAGAGGCCACUGAUGCAUGACAGUGUUUAUGACACUUCGAAUGGGGAUAAUCUAGAGGGACAGGAUCUUUUUGUCUAUCCAAUCACUGGAAGCUCACCUGCUCCAAAACAGACAUUCGAUUUUGCUCAGUAUUAUGCCUUCAAUCUCACAAUUUUUGCCCUGACUUUGGUUUACUGCUCGUUUAGUCCACUUGUGGUCCCUGUUGGUGCCAUUUAUUUUGGCUAUAGAUAUGUGGUUGACAAGUACAAUUUUCUGUAUGUCUUUCGAGUUCGGGGCUUUCCUGCAGGCAAUGAUGGGAGGUUAAUAGAUACUGUGAUAUGCAUCAUGCGUUUCUGCGUUGAUCUAUUCCUACUUGCUAUGCUCCUGUUCUUCUCAGUUCAAGGGGACUCUAUGAAGCUGCAAGCUAUAUUCACUCUUGGGUUGUUAGUCAUGUAUAAAUUACUGCCUUCCAGUAAUGAUGGGUUUCAAUCAACUCUUCUAGAGGGCAUUCAAACGGUCGAUAACGUUGUUGUAGAUAGACCAAUUGAUUAUGAGGUAUUUUCGCAGCCCAGGUUUGAUUGGGAUACUUCCCAAAGGUGACAAGAGCUUUGAUAUGGUUGCUAUUCUAUAGAGAUGUAUCUGUUCCCAAAAACAAGCUUGUAACUCGGAAAAAGGUCAUAUAGGAAUGGAGGGAUCACGCUGAGCUAGGGAAGAAAAGGAAAUAGGUUCUUUACGGCUUUACCUGCUAUUCAUAAUUGAUUAUACACGGAUUUUUUUUACAUUUCUAUGUUCUCUACCAUUUCUUAUCUAGUUCCAAUCCAAAGCUUGGCUGGGAUGUGAAUAUUUGGAAUGUACCAUAUGAUAUUUUUGUUAAGUUUAUAGAUUUCUGCAAAUUUAAGGCCA